Molecule: messenger RNA, 2432 nt
Organism: Tilletiopsis washingtonensis
Lineage: Eukaryota; Fungi; Basidiomycota; Exobasidiomycetes; Entylomatales
Exons: 4
Coding region: 88-2430 (780 amino acids)
Source: RefSeq, a predicted model, not a curated record
CUCUUCUCUUACUGCCACCUCCGCGACCGGCCGCGCGGCGACCGCAUGCUCUCGCACCACGAGUCGCUUGUGCUGCACCACGCCGGCAUGGCCGAGUCGCUGCGCCCCUGGCUCGUCGCGAAGCUGCUCGCGCUGGCGCCGUCGCUGGUGACGCUCGCCCCGGCCGACGCACCCGCCGCCGCCGGAGCAGGAGGCGGCGCCUCGUCGAGCCGGCACACGCUCGAGGCCGCGCCUGCUGCUGCCGCCGCAGAGCGUCGGACGCAGCGCCUCGACGACGUGCGGUACAUGCGUGGCAGCCGGGUGCAGCUGCUGCGCAUCUAUCCCGCGGACACGGCCGCAGCAGCGCCGCCGGCGGGCGCCGCACGCAGCGAGGAGAAGCGCCGGCUGCUGCAGGCCGCCGACUCGGUCGCUGCCCGCAAGCUCCUCGCACGCUGCAGCCCGCCGCCGCAGCAGGGCAUGAUGCUGGCCUGCGUGGCUGACCGCGAGGCGCAGACGCUCGUGCGCUUCGAGGCAUCAGCCAUGCGCAAAUUUGCUCAAAAGUGCGACAUGCCGCUCUCGGCUCUCGGCGGCGCGACGCUGGUGCUGCAAGAGGUGCGGCCGACCGUCAUGCUGCUGCCGCGACUGAUGGGGCAGACGGGUCCAUUUGCACCGCCGCCCGAGCUUGUGCCGCGCCUGGUGCUCGACGUCGCCUCCUUCAAUGUGCUCGGCGCACCGUGCGACCAGCCCUUCCACAGCGUCACCGAGCUCGAGUACCGCGUCUUUCCCGGCCGCUCGACGCUGGAGCCCGAGCUGGCCGGCCACCGCGCUUGGUUCAAGCUCUGGUUCGACGAAGGCGCCAAGCACCUGCGCCGCGAGCGAGGCGCAGAGAAGCGCCUGGAAAUGGAACGGAGAGAGAACGAGAGGCGAAGAGCAGAACGCAGAGCGGCGCGGAGAGAAGAGCAGACGGCAGAGAGAGCAGACGAGGGCGAAGCGUCAUCGACAAGCGUUGCGCCUCCGCCCGCGCAGGUCCAGCGCAGUGCACAUCCCGGCGCCGUCGCAGCUCUUGGUGCGGCUCAAAAGGCGCAGGAUCUGGACAGCGCGCAGCGCCAGCUGGCAACUCGAGCCGAAGCGGCACGAGAGCCAACGCCGACUUUUGAAGUAGAGUCAAUGGGCUGGGGCGACUUCGACAAAGUGCUCGAAGAAGAGAUUCAUCCAGCUCGACUGGAGACAGUCGCGCCUCCUCGCGGGCUCUCAGUGCCACUGGCCCCAAGCCCGCCGGCUCGUCUCCGCUCGCUCUCGCCGCAGCACGAGUCUUUCACUGAGCGCGUGCCGUCUCAUCGUGCGGCACCAGCGCGGCAAGCGUUCAUCCCGAUGUCGCCCUUUUCAUCGCAGUCGCAGUCGCAGGCGGCGUCCGAGGUGCGCCGCUCGCCUGCGCAAGGCGAGCUGCAGCAGCAGAGCUUCUCGCCGGGCCCGCCGCAGCUGCCCGACGAGGACUGGACGCUGCCGUUUGCCCUGCCUGGCGAGACGCAGCUUGAUCAUCUGCAAGAGGAGACGGACGACGCGCCGCUGGCGCCUUCAGACAUGGCGAGCUCGUCCAGGGCCACAGCGCUUGUGCGCUCCCGGACGCCGCCAGGCUCCGCACGCGUCGAGGAGAGGUCUGAGAUGCCGCCGCCAUCGGUCAGCAGAGCGCCUGCAUCGGUGCCGACAUCCACGAAAGCCAGCACGUCCACUGUGCCGACCGCGCCUCAAGCACGUGUGUUGGUGCUCGAGACGCAAGUGGCUCGUCCGAGGCCAGACAUGAGCGCGCAAGCACCGUCAGCAGCUCGUGCUGAUCAGCCAUCGCCAUCGGCCCAAACCAGCGCCAAGGCGACGAUGGCCGCGAUGGCAGCAGCGGCUCGCCGUGCGAUGAGCUUGGCGCGCAAGACACCCGCCAGGAUUGUCGACAGCGUCGCGGCUGUCGCCGCUGCGCAAGUGCAGCCCUCUGUGCCGGCCCGUCCAGCCACUCCCGCGGUUGUAGCAGCCGAGCAGAGGCAGGAGAUCCUCGCCACUGCUCCUACUCAAGCGGCAGAGCAGAGCGUCGAGGCCGCAUUAGCUGCGCCGAACGACAGAGCCGUCGAGCAGCCGCGAGCGCAAGCUGCUGCAUCGUCGCCUCAGCGCCAGACGGAUGAGCCUGACGCAAAUGCGCAGCAAGCCACGCCGAAGGCGCGUCACGUCGUUAGGACGCCGUCGAAGAAGCGCCCGCACGAAGAGGUCGAGCCCGAGACGAGCGAGACAGGCGCAGCGAAGGAAGGCGACGGUCGCAAGGUGCCGCGCCUCGCCAGCGCCGAGCGUGGCUCCUCUAGCCCGGCCGGUCCGAGUGGCGCAGCUGCAGACCGGCAGCGCAUCAAGAAGCGCAGCCGUGCUGAGGCCAAGGCACGAUACGAGGCUCUGAUGAUGGAGAUCGUCGACUGAGC